Molecule: messenger RNA, 1169 nt
Organism: Centruroides sculpturatus (bark scorpion)
Lineage: Eukaryota; Metazoa; Arthropoda; Arachnida; Scorpiones; Buthidae
Product: techylectin-5A-like
Exons: 5
Coding region: 74-1039 (321 amino acids)
Source: RefSeq, a predicted model, not a curated record
CUUUCCUUUCGUUUUCCGAUAUAAGUAAUGCAGUACUUUUUGUGAUAAGGAAGUCCGAAUCUAACUUUUCAACAUGAGAGUAAUGCACUACUAUUUGUGUGCCUUGUUUGUGUUUUAUUCAGAACAAGUUACAGGCGAAGAGCUUAACUCGUAUAUUAAGUUUAAACUGAAGAUAAUUGACGAAAUUAUCCACAAUCUCUUAGAACAGUUAUCAAAAGAAAACCAUAUUAAUAUCACCCCCGAAUAUGAAAUUAUUCCAAAUGUUGUUGCUAAAUAUAAGGAUUGUACUGAGAUAAAAAAUAGCGGGGUUAGUAAAUCGGGCAUUUACGAGAUAUGGCCUUUGAAUGGCACAACUCAACUUAAUUUCAAUGUAUAUUGCGACAUGGAAACUGACGGAGGAGGAUGGACGGUGUUUCAGAGAAGAGGCGAUUUUGGACAUCCUCAAAAUUAUUUCUUAAAAAAUUGGACGGAAUACUCACGAGGAUUUGGAAAUUUGGAUGAAGAUUUCUGGUUAGGUAAUGAGAAAUUGCACGUUCUAACCAACCAAGGUAGUUAUUCCCUUAGAGUUGAUAUGAAAGACACAGAAGGAAAUAGUCGAUACGCUCAAUAUAAGCAGUUCAAAAUUGGAAAUAACCAACAAAUGUUUCAGCUGCAUGUUUCGGGAUACAGCGGAAAUGCUGGUGAUUCAUUAACACUGCAUCAUAAUGGAAUAAAAUUUAGUACUUUUGAUAAAGACAACGACGAAUCUCCAAAUAAUUGUGCCAAUCGCUACAAAGGUGGUUGGUGGUAUAACAAAUGCUUCGAUUCAAAUUUGAACGGUCUGUACUUGAAUGGCCCUCAUGAUUCAUUUGGCGAUGGAGUGGAAUGGUACAAUUGGAAAGGUUUAUUUUAUUCGUUGCCAUUCGCAGAAAUGAAGAUUCGACGUGACGUAACGAUAAAUGAUAUUACAUUGCAGACCGACAUGUUUUUAUGCUUAAAUAUAAAAUUAUUAAUGUUUUAUUUCAUUUUCUAUAUAAGAGUAGAAUUUGUUAUGGAUUAACAUAUUCGAUAUCAGUGUUUGUAUUAUUAAAUAUACUAUAAUUAAAAUAAAUACAUAGUCUUCUAAUGCUUAUUUAUUACGUACAUGUGCAAGUUUUAGAACGUUUAGAUUCUUUGUUAAUGAAUGUUGC